Acanthopagrus latus (yellowfin seabream) is the source of this 2094-nucleotide messenger RNA. It is a transcript of the gene ppm1na, whose product is annotated as protein phosphatase, Mg2+/Mn2+ dependent, 1Na (putative). The transcript is spliced from 6 exons. Gene Ontology annotation, cellular component: cytosol; nucleus. NCBI's taxonomy places the organism in Eukaryota, Metazoa, Chordata, Actinopteri, Spariformes, Sparidae. Gene Ontology annotation, molecular function: magnesium ion binding; manganese ion binding; protein serine/threonine phosphatase activity. The coding region runs from base 640 to 1947 and encodes 435 amino acids. Gene Ontology annotation, biological process: protein dephosphorylation; positive regulation of canonical Wnt signaling pathway; positive regulation of canonical NF-kappaB signal transduction. The record is from RefSeq and is a predicted model, not a curated record.
CAAACUAAAAAGCUCAAUUAAACAUUUGGAUUUCACAACAAUUUGGAUUCACAAUUCCUUGUUUCAGACAUAAAAUCCUGACUGAUUAUGAGAGCACUCCGUGUUGUGUAAAGUGUUUGUACUUGUAAAUCCACGCAUGUGCGCAGACACAGGCCAGGUGAUUAUCCCACAGUGUAACACGGACAGAGGAAGAGAGGCAGUAGGUGGGGUCAGAGCAGAGGGAUAAAUCAACAGAAUUAAAAUAGACUGGCCAAUCGAGGCGCAGCGCUGAUACAGGACGGGUAAACAGGAGGAGGAGGGUGAUGUAGAAACAGAAAACAGAGAGGCGUGGGGAGGAAAACAUCCUGUGGUCUUAUUGUCAAAGUAAAAAGGACAGAAGAAGGAUUUACAGACUCAACCUGCAGGCUGAAGAAUGCAAAAAUGGCCCUAAAUUUUUUCAACAGAAAAACAAUUUUGUUUUCCAUUUAAAGGGAUCAUUCUUUUAUCUAACGUCACUUUUUGUUUACCUGCUUGGUCUGCCACGACUUAACUGUUGCGCUGGACCUGUUGCGGAAAACACAGGGUCGGAGGAGGGCCACCAGGAGGAGACGAGCCGCUGCCAGGUCGAGCAAGAAGCUUGAGCGCAGGCUCCGCGGGGUCAUGAGGACGGCCAGGCGGGCCAGUAAUGUGGAGGUGCCCUCUUUUCUCCGGCAGCUUGUCAGAGAGACAGAGAAGAUGGUCACCUUCUUUUUCAAAGGGGGGACCAGGGAAGCAGGGCCCGACGAGGAUGACAGUUUGGACGAGGACGACUCGAUGCCGAGCCCGUACCUGGACCGUCCCAUCCUGGAGAAGCAGGUGUCGGAGGGGAGUUCUGAUUUGGGGUUGAACUAUGCUGUGGCGAGCAUGCAGGGCUGGAGGGCUCAGAUGGAGGACGCCCACACCUGCAUGCCCCAGCUGAAAGGAGAGCUGAGAGAGUGGGGAUACUUUGCAGUGUUUGAUGGACACGCAGGGACCACGGUGGCACAGUACUGCUCCAAAAACCUGCUGGAUCAUAUCCUGGCAACAGGUGGAGUUAAAGCAAACGAGGACCCCGAGCAGGUAAAGGAAGGCAUACGUAAAGGCUUCCUGGACAUUGAUACCCACAUGCACAAACUGACUCGCCAGCACAACUGGGACCGUAGUGGCUCCACCGCGGCAGCUGUCAUGAUCUCACCUCGCUACAUUUACUUUAUUAACUGUGGGGACUCCCGCACCCUGCUCUGCCACAAAGGCCAGGUGGUCUUCUACACGGAGGACCACAAGCCGUUCAACCCUAGAGAAAAAGAGCGCAUCCAGAACGCUGGAGGCUCGGUGACCCUGCAGAGGGUCAAUGGCUCGCUGGCCGUUUCCAGAGCUCUGGGGGACUUUGACUUCAAGGAGGUGGACUGGAGGCCGCAGACGGAGCAGCUAGUGUCGCCAGAGCCCGAGGUGUACGAGCUGGAGAGGACGCCCGAAGAUGAGUUCCUGAUUCUAGCGUGUGAUGGUGUGUGGGACGCCAUCGGUAACGAGGAACUGUGUGCCUUUGUGCGCAGUCGGCUGCAGGUGUGCGAUGACCUGAGAGAGAUUUGCGCCCAGGUCAUAGACCUCUGUCUCUAUAAGGGCAGCCUGGAUAACAUCAGCAUCAUCAUCGUCUGCUUCCCCGGCGCCCCCCAGGUGACUCCAGAGGCCCUGCAGAAGGAGGCAGAGCUGGAACAACUGAUCGAUACGAAAGUGGAAGAAAUCAUCCAGAUGAUGAGGUCCAGAGAGGAGGACCCCGAUCUUUUGUACGUCAUCAAAUUCCUGGCUGCGGAGGAGAUGCCAGGACUUCCACCAGGAGGAGGCAUCACCAGCAAACGAGACUGUAUCAUUUCUGCAUACCAGAAACACGUCUCCACUAUCAAAUCUCAGGAGCCAAUGGACAUCGAAGGAUCGGAGGAGGACUCAAACUAAAAGAGAGGGGGACUCAUCACCGGCUCCACUGAGACCAGCUCAAAGGGAAACUUUACAUUUUAGAUGAGCACCAAGCGAAGGAAGAGUUUGUGUGACAUAUUCUCCAUGUUUGUUUUCAGGUGCAUUAAAGCGACAUUUCAAAUCAAA